Molecule: messenger RNA, 695 nt
Organism: Cynara cardunculus var. scolymus (artichoke)
Lineage: Eukaryota; Viridiplantae; Streptophyta; Magnoliopsida; Asterales; Asteraceae
Product: protein LURP-one-related 12-like
Exons: 2
Coding region: 1-612 (203 amino acids)
Source: RefSeq, a predicted model, not a curated record
AUGAAAGGUGGCGGAGUUAUCGUGGAAGAACGCUUCGUGUACGAGAAGGAAACCCAUCUCACUGUUAUGAAAACGUCUCUCUUCUUCGCCGGCGAUGGAUUCACUGUUUAUGACACCAACGCUCAAAUCGUCUUCAGAGUCGACUCAUACGGCCCCGACGCUCAUGACGCCGGAGAACUCGUCCUCAUGGAUCCCUCCGGCCGUUGCGUCCUCACCGUCCGCCGCAAGAGGCCGAGUCUACACCAACGGUGGGAAGGGUUUCUAGGUGAGAGAAAAGAAGGUGAGAAGCCGAUAUUUAGCGCGAAGAGAUCGUCGAUGAUAGGGCGGUCGAACGUGACGGUGGAGGUUUUCGGUGGUCGGACGGAGGAGUACGUGAUUGAAGGGUCUUUUGGUCAUCGGAACUGUACGAUAUAUGAUUCGGAAAAGGAAACAAUGGCGGAGAUGAGACGCAAAGUGGAUUCUUCGACGAACAUGAAGCUUGGGAAAGACGUAUUCUGGCUGACAUUGAAGGCGGGAUUCGAUGCUGCGUUCGCCAUGGGACUGGUUCUGGUUCUUGAUCAGACCAACGACGAUAAUGGCGGCGACGGUGAUGUCGAUCAACGACGACAUUGACUUCGACUUAACUGCUGCCAUUUUGACCAACAUAAAUACAUGCACUUAUUUUCUCUAAGAUAAAAUAUGGUUCCUAAAUUUCA